CUUAGCAAUGGAUUCCCCCAGUAUAACACUCCAAAUUCACACAGGAAUACAGCAUACGUCAGAGUCUGUGUUCAUGGGACUGUGUCGUACAGUGGGGACCUCACAACAGGUGGCAAUGAGGAGAGAUUUGAUCGAUAUUGCGGAGAUGGUGAGGAAUAAAGUAAUGACAAGUAACCAGGGCAUAAUGAUGAGCAGUGGAAGUCACAGAGAAGGGUUCAGAAUGAAGGGAUCCGACAGGGAUUUUAUGAAAUGGUUUAACAACCACCGAGUGAUAUGGGACUUAUCUCAAAUCCAGCUUUACAAUAUACACAAACAUUCCCUGAUUCUCUCUGUCUCUUCUGAAAAUCCACCCGGAUUUACUUUACUACAAUUACUAACACACACAGCACACAAAAACAUUCUCUCACCAUUAGUCACAAUGAAUGGUGGACGAUAUAUAUCUAGUUCUAAAUACAGAGAGAUCACAUGUUUUGAAAUAAAGCCAAACUCUACAGUACAUGGUCCAUGUAGCAGUGGAACAAUAAGGGGGAAAGAAUAUGACAUUGCCAACUGUUUUGCUUGUGACUUUUGGCCUCCGCCUGCCUCUCCGUGGAUAGACAGAUGUCACACAUGGCCCCAGCCACAGGUUGUUAGGGACAUAGUCAGAGGUGGAUGUCACUUUGUAGCAAUAGGACACAAAUUAGGAAAUCAUGAAAACAAUGAAUGGAGAAUUUCCUUUUCUCUGGCAGAACAAAAACUUGUGUACUCAAUGAACCACUGUCAAUUCUUAACUUAUGGUUUGCUGAAAUUGUUCUUAAAAGAGGUAAUUAACAAUGGAUUAGGUGAUAAUGAGAAAUUAUUGUGUUCCUAUCACAUGAAGACAGCAGUUUUCUGGACGAUUCAACAAAGCACAAUACCUAACUGGUGUCCACAGAAUCUCCUGAAAUGUUUCUGGUACUGCUUUAAACUCAUCCUUAAAUGGGUGUAUGAGGGAGUCUGUCCUAACUUUUUCAUUCCAAAAAACAACAUGUUUCUCAGUAAUAUCCAUGGUCAAGCACAAAACAGAUUAUUUGUUAGAUUGUUUGGUUUUUAUGAAGAAGGUCUAGCAUCCCUCCUGCGAAGUCCCGCCCUCAGGUCCUACAUCGUAAAUGUCCUUUAUAACCCCAGACUCAGUAUUUGUACUGAUGAACACACUCUGGUAUCUGAGAUCAAGUUUGAUAAAGAUAUGUUCAUGGAAUUAUAUAGUGGAAAUUCACUAAGCUCAUCAAACCCCUACCUCAAUAUGGUGUUCUUGAAUACAAUAGAACAGUUGAUAGUCUCACCCCUGACACAGUGUCAAGUUCUCAUGUUACAGGUACUUACAGCCUCCCUCCUUCGCAGUACUGCUUUUACAUCACAAAAGAUGUACAGCAGCACCACUAAAAACAAGCUGAUGUAUAUUGCUGACAGAAUGUCCUGUCACAUGUUGAAACUCACAGCCAAGUUUGGGUGUAUUUCUGACAGGUUGUACAUUGCAAUGUAUUAUUACAAAACACUCAGAUACACAGAAGCUUUGUCUGUGAUAGAGAUGACAAAGGUUAACUUAGCACAGCCGUAUGUGAUGCAUAACUGGACAGUAGACACAAAGAGAUAUACCGAGGCUGUAGGGGGACAGUCCUGGUCUACAAAGUUUAGACAUGCUGUAGUAUGGUAUAUCAUAUUAACCAACAGAACCAUCUAUUUCAAUGAAUUAAUAACAGAACAGAGUGUUUCUCUACAAAACCAAUUCACUCAAAUGAUUAUCCCACCCCUAGUUAUGUUACACAUGCUGGAGUUUCUGUGUUACAGACAUAUUGACACAAGGAGAGCACAAACAGCUCUUAAUGAUCUACAGGUCCUAGUUCACCAUGAUCAGGGGGUGUAUGUAGGUGUGGAAUUAAGAGACAUAUCAUGGCAGAUCCUGGGCAUCUGCCAACAUAUCUCAGGGAACCUCGAGGCCGCUCUAUACUCCUACCAACAAUCACUCAGACAAUAUCCAUACAGUAGAAUACAAAGUGCUACACUAAUGAGAAUACUUAGUAUUGUAUAUGUGGCUUUAAAUAUGACUGCUAAUGAUACUCCCUCAAGAAGGAUUUCAGAUGCUGUUUAAAAAGAAUUAGAUAUUUUGUUAGAUUGAUGAUUAACUACCGUAGUUUAUCCAUUAUGCUUAAAGCUGACAUGAAUCAAUAAAUAUAUACGCAUUUCUCUGUAUUUAGGACCUGUUAGAAUAAGUGAUUUGAGAUCACCAUUUUCAACUAUAUCAACAUCACCAGUAAUGACAUUUCCAGCUGGACUAUAGUUAAAAGAAGAUGAAGAAGAACACGUAGAUGGAUUUAAUAUAAGAUGGUCAAUAUCUAGGCACUGCAAAGUUUGUUUAUAAUUAAAAUGUUUGGAUGCAAUAGUAGAAGUAUACUUGAAGGAAAUACUUGGUGGAGACUUGAACUUGAAAUAAGUUGGAAUAUACGACUGAACUUUUUUAUGACGAAGAAUGUUACUGAUGUUGACGGCAUCUAUAUAUUUCAGGAUAUCAUUACGUUUUGGAUCACGUGAUAACGUUUAAACAGAAUCAUCCACUGACUGGUCCAAUUAUACAACUUUGCCCCUUAAUCAGAAAAAUCUGCUAGGCUGACCUGAAAAAGAAAUGAUGAAGGGAGGAUAACUGCUAAUAAUUGAUACACAGUUGAUAACAACAUGUAAUUCAAAAGUCUGACAAUAAUCUCAAACAAUACACAAAUAACAAAGCUUCAUGAAAGACAUACUGAAUAGCCCUCAAUAGUUUUUAGAAAUAGUAAUGAAAGUGAAGGAUCAAAUUUAAGUAACACUAUCAAUGGAUUUCAUUGAAUUUUUGUCAUUUAUAUAGUUUAGUGAGUCUCCAAAUAAUUCAAUAUGUACACGAUAGGAAAUACACCGUGUACAACCCCACAUUUGGGAUGCGGAAUAGUGACCUUAGGAGGGUACGGAAUUCGAAGCGUGUUUUACUAGAUAAGUUGACAUAUUUAGCUUGGUUACAGCUAUAGAGAUAAAACUAGUCUUAUAUUAAAAUACGACGGAACAGAGGGAUGUCCCCGCUUACUCUUACUCGUUUCCCACGUUGCAGUUUGUGUUAGAAAUAGGUGAACACUUCAACAAUAUUCGACAACCACACGUAAGGAUGCAAAUUUGAUCGAUAUUCGGCGAAAUUUUCAAUUAUACUGGCACUCUACAUAAUAAAACUAAUACACAUGGUUUCUGUGGGGUUGUACACGGUGAAAUAUAUCAAAAGCAAUAAAUCAAACUGAUAAAAAGAAUUCUGGGCAACAAGAGAUACUUGGACCACAACGCUCACCUGAGUCAGUAAUAUAUUCUUUGGAACCCUGAUUUAGAGUGAACAAUAUCAAGAACCAUAAUGUAUGCCAUUGAAAGACUUGCAUACACGUUUGAAAAUUUGAAGGAUUAUUUCAAGUAUGAAUAUAUAAGUUUGUUUAUAUUAUGGAGGUAUAAAGACAAUAGAAACAUGAUGUCAUUUUUUUUUAUAUAAUAGACAACGCUGAUAAUGAAGAGUAUUACCAAAAUAUUCCAUUGUUCUCAUAUCAUCCAUAAUACAGAACAGUUAGGGUUUUAUAUCAAUAUUUUGUAAUUCCAUUUUUUAGUUUGUUUAUCCAGAAAGAGAAACAUAGAAAGAGUCGUGAUUUAUUGCCGGGGAAAUCUUGGGCUAUGUAGUCAUCGCUUUUAGUUUUCCAACAAACUCUUUUAAGUAACACUUGAGACCUCUCAUAGUCCAUCCUUGUCAGAGACCAUUGUCUUUUUUAACACAUCUGUUCUUUGAAAACAAGUUUUAUUAAAAUGACAUUACUUAUAAAAUUCA
Molecule: messenger RNA, 3841 nt
Organism: Ostrea edulis (European flat oyster)
Lineage: Eukaryota; Metazoa; Mollusca; Bivalvia; Ostreida; Ostreidae
Exons: 2
Coding region: 8-2107 (699 amino acids)
Source: RefSeq, a predicted model, not a curated record